This is a messenger RNA of Camellia sinensis, 831 nucleotides long. Lineage: Eukaryota; Viridiplantae; Streptophyta; Magnoliopsida; Ericales; Theaceae. The record is from RefSeq and is a predicted model, not a curated record.
CACAUUUCAAAUGGUAGAGUUGGAAAAGCCAUGGUUUACUUUGCAAAGAUCAUAUUUUAUACUUUUUCUGGCUGUUAUGCUCUUGCUUGUUUCUGCCUGAAAGCCUGUUGGCAUUGGUCUUGUUCUUGUAUUAUUUAGGUUCAGUUGCGCCAUAAAUCUGCUAGAUUGCUUGGCUACUCAAACUACGCAGACUAUGCUGUUAAUCAUAGAGUGGCAAACUCAUCCUCAAAGGUAUUUGAGUUCUUGGAGGAACUCUCUGCCAGUUUAACUGACUUGGCCACCAGAGAACUUAGUAUGUUAAAAGACUUGAAGAAAAAAGAGGAAGGAGAUUUUCCUUUUGGAAUUGAGGAUCUGUUGUACUAUGUGAAGAGAAUUGAGGAACAACAAUUUAAUCUGGACCUUGGAGCUCUUAAACAAUACUUUCCGUUCAAUUUGGUCAUGUCAGGGAUCUUGAAAAUAUGCCAAGACCUUUUUGGUUUAAGAUUUGAAGAAAUUGCAGAUGCUGAGGUUUGGCACUCUGAUGUUCACCUUUAUUCAGUCUAUGACUUAUCUUCUAGUGAACUUUUGGGCUAUUUCUGCCUUGAUAUGUUCUCCAGGGAGGGAAAAUAUGGUCACACCUGUGUUGUGGCUCUUCAGAAUGGUUCUUUUGUCAAUGGUGCACGAAAGGUGAUUGUAAUACGCGAUUUAGUUUGAGUUUUCUAAACUUAUUGUUGUUGUGAUGUUGAACUCAAAUUUUGGGUACCUGCAAAGCAUUUUAUUUUGGGAUACAUUCUAUUUUGUUUAGUAAGGACAGGAUCAAAUGCAUAAAGCAUGUUUGAUUAGCAUGGUAGA